AUGGCCGACGAUCAACGCUUCUUCCCCUUCCGGCGAUUCUGUCCGCCGGGAUGGUAUCCAAUCCCAUUCCCGGGUCCUCGUCCUCCUCCGUUUUUCUUCUUCUUUCCAGGCAGCUAUUGUUCCAGGUAUAAUCGCCCGCCGCCGCCAGCCACCACUCCGCCGCCUGAAAUUUCACCACCGGCGCCGCCGCUGCCAAUUCCUCCUCCUCCUCCUGAAGUUUCUCCUCCGGCGCCAAUUCUACCUCCAGAAGUUUCUCCGCCAGUUCCAAUUCUACCGCCGGAAGUUUCUCCACCGUCGUCGCCGCUGCCAAUUCCUCCUCCGCCGGAAGUUUUUCCUCCAGCGCCAAUUCUUCCUCCAGAAAUUUCUCCGCCAGUUCCUAUUAUUCCACCGGAAGUCUCUCCUCCGUCGCUGCCGAUUCCUCCUCCUCCUGAAAUUUUUCCUCCGGUGCCAAUUCUUCCUCCAGAAAUUUCUCCGCCAGUUCCUAUUAUUCCACCGGAAGUCUCUCCACCGUCGGCGCCGCCGCUGCCAAUUCUUCCUACUCCUGAAGUUUUUCCUCCGGCGCCAAUUCUUCCUCCGGAAGUUUCUCCGCCAGUUCCAAUUAUUCCGCCGGAAUUAUCUCCGCCGUCGGCGCCGGUGCCGAGCCUUCCUCCAGAUGUUUACCCGCCGGUGUCGACCCCUCCCCCAGAUGUCCUUCCGCCGCUGCCGGAUUUUCCUCCAGGAGAUUCUCCACCACCGCUUCCAGAAUUGCCAACCUUACCACCAGAAGUGUCUCUGCCGCCGGUGACUCCGCUGCCGGAAUCGCCUGAUCUGCCUCCGAUUGCGCUUCCUUAA
This is a messenger RNA of Andrographis paniculata, 831 nucleotides long. Its product is annotated as vegetative cell wall protein gp1-like. The transcript has a single exon. The coding region runs from base 1 to 831 and encodes 276 amino acids. NCBI's taxonomy places the organism in Eukaryota, Viridiplantae, Streptophyta, Magnoliopsida, Lamiales, Acanthaceae. The record is from RefSeq and is a predicted model, not a curated record.